AUGGUGAAAAUGAUGGCAGAAGAUUGGGUGGAGUUGAGGAUAAACACAGAGAGGCAUGUGAUGAUCGCACGAGCCCGGGUUGCUCGAUUGAUUGUGAUCAGUUUAUACAGUCUGAUGACAUUCGCGUUCAUCGUGCUAAUCGUUCUUCCGACGUUCGGUCUACAUUUUCGGUACCUGUCGAAUCUCACGGAUCACGACAGACUGUUGCCCUUCGAGGCGUAUUAUUUCUAUGAUACAAAUAAGAGCCCACAGUUCGAGCUCACGCUUGGCGUUCAGGCUGCGACAAUGUUUCUGGGCGCGAUAACUUACUCAUCAGUGGACGGUUUUCUCGCACUCACGAUUUUUCACAUUAGCGGUCAAAUGGAGAACUUCAAACAUCGACUAGUCGACCUGACCUCGCGCAAAAAUUUCGAUCGCGCUUUGCGCGACAACAUACAGACCCAUGUACGACUGAUAAGAUUCGCAGCAAACAUCGAAGAUACGUUUACUUUAAUGAUGUUGGGACUAGUAUUCUAUUUUGGUAUUGUAUUUUGUCUAUUCGGAUUUCUGUUGGUUACUGUAAGUGUUAGUAGAAAGCGCAAAAUAUUGCUAGAUUUUGUAUGGGCGGUGAAAUUAAAUCGUUUAGGUUUGGAACUGAUCGGUUUAUGGCCGAGAAACGAUGAAAUUGCUAAGAAUAAAUUCGCUUCCGAUCUUCGCGUGGCCAUUAUUUUCAUUAUAGUGACGUUUAUCUCCGGCAUUCCGCUCAUAUGUUCCCUCAUACGAGUCUGGGGCGAUAUGAUACUUAUGGUAGACAAUCUCCAAAUUACUUUACCCUUGCUAAUGGUCUCAUUAAAACUUGCCGUCAUGCGAUGGAAACGGACAGCGCUUUUAUCCAUCGUGAAUAUGAUGGCGGAGGACUGGACGGAAAUGAAAACGAUGAAGGAGAGGAACGUGAUGAUAGGACGAGCGCAGAUUGCUCGGACGAUCAUCAUCAGCGGAUACGUCAUGAUGGUUAUGGCGUUCGUCGUGGUCGUCGUUCUUCCGUAUUUCGGCUUGUUGCUGACAAGACACACGACGAAUCUCACGGAUCCGGGCAAGCCGUUGCCGUUGCAGACUUAUUAUUUUUACGACACAGAUCCGAGCCCGCAAUUCGAGCUGACGUACAUCAUUCAAGCCAUCACCAUCUUCCUGGCCGCUGUUACUUACACGUCGGUGGACGGCUUUCUUGGACUCACGAUCCUUCACUUCUGCGGCCAGUUGGAAAACUUCAGAGGUCGCAUAGCCAUAUUGACUUCGUGCCAGAAUUUCAUCUGUGCUCUGAGCAACAAUGUGCUGAAUCAUGUACGGCUCAUCAGAUUUGCUAAUAUAAUUGAAGAUACUUUUACGUUAAUGAUGUUGGGUCUAGUGAUUUAUUUUGGUAUUGUAUUUUGUCUACAUGGAUUUCUGUUGCUUACUGUGAUCACCGAAGAAACUUUUUCCUUCUCGCGAUUAUGUUUCCCGUUAAUUGGCAUGAGUAUUUUGUUCUCUCAUACUUUUCUUUAUUGCGGUGCCGGGGAAAUUGUAACAAUGCAAUGCGAAAAUGUAUAUCGCACUAUAUGCGAUGUUGAAUGGUACAAACUAGAACCGAGGGAAGCAAAGAAUCUUAUCCUGUUAAUGAGACGAGCUAAUCAAACCUUCCGUAUCACAGCAGGAAAAAUAUUUCCUCUCACUAUGACCACGUUUUGCAGCCUAUUAAAAACAUCGGCUGGCUACAUAUCGUUUUUAUUAGCAAAACGAGGAUAAAAAAGUAUGAAAAUCAUAUUAAUAUAGUAUUUAUUCCAGUAGAGUAGGUGCAAUAAUCUCCAAUUAGAUAAUUACAUAAAUAU
This is a messenger RNA of Nylanderia fulva, 1844 nucleotides long. Lineage: Eukaryota; Metazoa; Arthropoda; Insecta; Hymenoptera; Formicidae. The record is from RefSeq and is a predicted model, not a curated record.